Molecule: messenger RNA, 3938 nt
Organism: Ceratina calcarata
Lineage: Eukaryota; Metazoa; Arthropoda; Insecta; Hymenoptera; Apidae
Product: dyslexia-associated protein KIAA0319
Exons: 15
Coding region: 517-3387 (956 amino acids)
Biological process (GO): neuron migration
Cellular component (GO): membrane; cytoplasmic vesicle
Source: RefSeq, a predicted model, not a curated record
UUCACCUGAGCGCUCAGCGCAGGUGUCAUAGUGUCAUGAUCAUGCGAAUUGUCAAGUGAUAGUAGCGUGUAGUGUAAGGUUUCGUGUUGCGGAUUACUUAUUUCCAUGGGCUUUCUGCGCUCAGGGUGUUAAUUACCAGUGACAUACAUUUUAUUCCAACAAUCGUCGUCGCAACUGCGGUUGACUUAAUCGCCUUUCUUCCCUCGGCCUUUACUUAUUCCGGUGUAACAGGAAAUAUGAUAAUUGCCCGUAUAGCUGAUUAGCUGCUGGUGUUGAUAAUAACAUGCCGCUAAUAUAUGAUAAGUCUGAGCUGUCUACGUCCGUACACAAGUUGGAAUUAGUAACAGCGACACGAUCUCUCGCGAGUUUGCGAUCGGUAUUCGAUGGUGAAGCAGUGCAUAAGGUGACAGAUGGUUCGUAAAGUAACCUGAAGCGUUUAUUUCUCUUUUAAACGUUUAUCUGUUUCAUCUUAUCUUUCGUUGUUUACGUACGGAGCGUAUAAAUAAUAAGUUUAAAAUGUUUAAAAUCCUCUACCUGGGACUGUACUUAUUACUGUGUGGAAAUUGCAUUGGAGAUUAUCCAGACGGAGAUCCGAAAUGGCAACUGCCUUGUUCCAGCUUAUAUCCAAGAGUUUUUACAAGCUAUACGCCUCGUGGAAAUCUUUCUAGUGGAACAUAUACCACUCAGCCACAGUUAAAUGGGAUGUAUCACUGUGUGGCUGCGUGCUGCAUGAAGCCUACGUGCAAUGUGGCACUCAUGCACAAUGGUACCUGUUACCAUGUGCAAUGUGAAAGUUCCAAAAUAUGUUUACCUUUAUAUAGAAAAGAUUUAGCAAAUGAAAAUCCCCCAAGCAUGGUCCUAGUUAAACCUGUAGAAGAGGAUGAGAUAUGGAAUGAUUUAUUGGAUCAGAUAAACGAUGACACUGGAGGUUUUCUAAUGGAUGGUACUGAAGGAGAUCACAAUCUUUUUGGUGGUUUAAAUGAAAUAAGCUGUUUCACUCAAGCAAAUUGUUUAGAACAUGAAGUGUGUCUUAAGCCUGGUGACAAACCUGAUGUUGGUGUCUGUCAAUGUUCUAUUGGAUAUAAACGCAAUAUUGCUGGACUUUGUACAUUGGAAGAAGAUCUAGAACUUGGUGUAACACCACAAAUGAAAGCACAGAAUAUAAAAGACACGGGUACAUCUGUGAAACCUCCAGUAAAGAGACUAUUAGUCUCUGCAGUUUCAAAGGAAGUACGUUUACCGGAAAACGAAGUGACACUGUCCGCCUAUACUGUGCCAGCAGAACAGGAAAAUGAACAUUACAAUUAUGCCUGGAGCCUUUUGAGCCAACCGGACGGUCAUUCUGGCAUAAUGACUGAUCAAAAUCGUAUGACCGUCAAAUUAAGUAAUUUGUCUGAAGGUUUAUAUACGUUCAAAGUUACGGUGAACGGUUCGAACGCGUACGGCGAAGCCUAUGCAAACGUCAGUGUUUUACCACCUAAAAGAAUUAAUCAACCUCCGAUCGCUAUUAUUUCGCCCGCCUCGCAAGUUGUAAAACUACCGAACACGGGAGCGGUAUUAGACGGUUCAUCAAGCAAGGAUGAUGAUCGCGUUAUAUCUUAUCAUUGGGAAUUGCAACGAGGUCCCAUUGGAUACCAUCCUAAUCUAGUCGACACACCAACGCUCCAGUUGGAUAAGCUUAUACCUGGCAAUUAUACUUUUAAGCUGACUGUUGAAGAUUCUAAUCAUAUCACCAACUCAACGAGCGCUAACAUAACGGUUUUAAAAGUAAUCGAUUAUCCACCUAGCGCAAACGCCGGCCAGGACAUCAUUAUAUAUUUGCCGCAAAAUACGUUAACACUUAACGGGAAUUUGAGUACGGACGAUCACGGUAUAGCAAGUUGGGAAUGGACGAAGAGUCCCUCGGAUCAGAACAAAGCUGUGGAUAUGCAAAACACCAGAACACCGUAUUUACAGCUAUCUAACUUGGAGGAGGGAAUGUAUACGUUUGUGUUGAAAGUAACAGAUAAUUCAGAGCAGUCAUCUACCGCGGAAGUUCACGUGUUUGUAAAACCACCAACGAAUAAACCACCGACAGCCGAUGCUGGGGAAAAUAUAACAAUAGCAUUACCCGAAACUAAAACCGUGCUCGAUGGUCGGAAAAGUAAAGACGAUAUAAAGAUUGUUUCUUACCACUGGGAACAAAUGAGCGGGCCUAACACUGCCGAAUUCUCAGCAGUGAAUGAGUCACUUACGAAUGUAACAAAAUUAACAAAGGGCGAUUACGAAUUUAAGUUAACCGUAAUUGACGAUAAUGGGAAUAAAGAUUCGGAUACCGUCAACGUGAAAGUUACGCAAAAUAAGAAUGCACCUCCGAAAGCAAACGCGGGUGGUGAUCAAGUCGUCGUAGCACCCAUUAGUGCGCUAAUUAUUAAUGGAUCUAAAUCAACCGAUGAUCUAAGAAUUAGCCAAUGGGCAUGGUCAAGGGAUUCUUCUAGUCUUGCUAUAGGCACUAUAAUUCAAAAUUCUGACAAAUCGCCGGUUUUAAUGUUAACAGAUAUCGUGCCAGGUAGAUAUGUUUUUAGACUAAAAGUCGUGGACGAUCAAGGUCUUAGUAAUGAGGACACGGUAUCUGUGAUAGUAAAGCCUGAUCCACAAUUAUUGUAUUUGGUUGAACUGACAUUGAACAUCGGAGGAAAUAUGUUAACAGUAUCGCAAAAAGAUUCAUUGGUACUAAAAUUACAAAUGUUGCUGCGAGACGAAGCAUCUAUCGUCGUUCGAAAUUUAAGAGAGGAACCCCAUACUGGUCGAGCUGUUUUAAUAUUUUACGUCGAAAAAAAGGGUGGCAAAGCUCCCAUGCGUGGACCAGAAGUGGUGAAACGAUUAAAAGAAAAAUUAAGACAAGAUUCUGGGCUUCUUCAAUUGUCUGUAGCAAAUAUCGAUACUGCCGUAUGUCAAAACAAUUGUUCGGGCCACGGAGUAUGUGACCAAGAAACAAGAUUAUGCAUGUGCGAAGCUUUUUGGAUGCAAAAUUUGAUACAGAAAUAUUUUGGCAAUGGUGACUCUAAUUGCGAUUGGAGCAUUCUCUAUGUGAUAAUAGCAUUAUUAUCUUUAGUCGUAUGUUGGGUUGGUCUUAUUUGGGGCCUUAUUUGUCUAUGCCAAAGAAUAUGCACGGGUAAAAGACAUUCGCUCCGCGCAAAGAAGAAGCCACCACGCUACUCUCUUCUCCAACCGGAACCCGGGGAUGAGAGCAGUUCAUUUUCGGCACACAAAAUGGUACUAUCUGAGUCUGAUACAGAUUCCGAUGAUGUCCUGUUCGAGCAUCGUAAAACAAAAAAUAGCAGCCAAGUGAGAAACGGCAAAUCUCGGAAUGGAUUUAUCAAAGUGGGUUCUAGAGUGAAGACAUGAGGAGCCCGUAGGAAGAUCUCGUUGAACGACGCACAUUCGUGUACGUUUGAUCAAAGAAGAACGUAAAAUACUAGUCAGUUACAGGGCUGUCAUUUUAAGUAUGUACCUAACAAGAACAACAAAUAUGAUUUGUCGUACAGAAGUUGCCAUUUGUAAAGAAAUUUAAUGAAACUAUCAUAGAUGAGUGUGUACUAUUAAGUAGAGGCUAGAGAAACAACACAACAAAGUACGUACGUUUAUUUCAUCGCAUUACGUUUAAUUUCAUCGGAAUAGUACAUACAUCUAUCUGUAUUAAGUACUUGUAUUCGAAAUUUUUAUUAUGCAACUGUAGACGCACCGCUGUUUAUACAUGAGCGGUAUAAUAAGCACAAUGAUCAAACACAGUUUGAUUACGGCCUUAGAAAGUAUUGGAAUUAGUAUUUAUAUCAAAAUAAUAAUCAUUCCUUGUGCGCAUUCUUUGUACAUGUAAUGUUUACUCCGUAAUGUGUAUAAUCAUCAAUCUUAUUUUUACACCGUACAUGGAUAAAUAAUAAAAUUUAUUAUCCAUAUAA